CCAACCCCUUUCCGGAAAUGAAUGCUGCAAAGUGUCGCAAACUCACCAUCGGCUGUACUAGGGAAGUCGCUGUGCAAAUGGCAAAUUGUGAUCUCUGUAUAUAGCAGUUUUAGAAACAUAACUCAAUGUAUAUUUCGGUACAUGACCACAACAGGUAAAUGCAGCAUGGAGGAAAUGGAAGAAGAGCGUUUAGAUGACCACAAUCACAACUAUCGUGAUGGCACCAGAGAUGCUUACACCUUCAUGAGAGCACAACUGUCAAAUGAAGCCCAACUUUUCUGCUCGCCCAUGAUUAGCACAGAACCUACGGGGUCUUGCGGUGGAAUUCCGCCCAGACGAGAACCACGGUACAUGGAUUCUGAUUCUAGUAGCAUCAGCAGCGAAACAAGCGACACAGACAGUCCCGGUGCUUCGGGGUCCACGCCUGGCAAACUAACCCUCAACUCGGCUACAAAGUUUUUAAUGAAUUCAAUGACUGUAGAGGAUUAUAAGAAUAUUUACUGGCCAAAGCUGGAGUGUGCAAUAGAGCACCUGCUGACACAGAGCCCCUCCGACCACAAUUCCAUAUCGUAUGAACAGAUAUACAGCCAUGUCUAUAAAUGUGUAUGUCAGCAACAUUCAGAACUACUCUACAAUGAUUUGGUAUGGAAGAUUUCCAGUCACCUUGAUCAGGUUUCUGCUCAGCUCUUGGGCACUCCAUCUGAUGGUUUCAUUGAAAGUUUUAACCUCGCCCUCACUCAGUACACAGCGGCUCUGCAGUGCAUCGUUCCUGUAUUCAUCUACAUGAACAAGUUUUACAUUGAAAGAAAGCUAAACCAGGACCUAAGGGAUAUUCUUAUGAGGCUUUUCUCUGAUCACAUUGCAGAGAAACAUGUGAACACGUUAAUACCUCUUCUCCAAAAUGCCCAUUCCAUGCCUUUUCAAGUCAGGCCAUCAACAAUGGCUAAUGUUGUGAAGGGUCUCUAUGCCCUUCGACCAGAAUGGUCCAAUCUCGCCCCAGCUCUUUUUUCCCAAUUCAUUCCUCAAAUCCAUCCUCCGGCUGUGGAAUCACAGCUUUCUGAUUACGCUGCCCAAGACCAGAAGUUGCAGAUGGAGCUCUCUCAGAAGGGUUUCCCCAGGGGGGACCAGUCACGCAAGAGAGCAAGUGAGGAAUCCUAGCAGUUCACACUACAUGAAUUUAAUCAUUUUCAGAAAGAAGUACAUAUUACAGAAGAGUUGACGAAGCACACUGGCCUCUCUAUCCACACAGGCUGUCUCUGCAUCACCUUAUUUACAUCACGUUACCAUGACGAUCCUUUAGAUGCUUGUGUCAACGUUUAGUUGACGAGAGCUCACUCUAUACCUGUCAGUUAUUCUCAGGAUUGUUUAUCUGAUGUCUCGUAACACAACACAAAACUGGUUGAUUUACCUUUGAUGAUGAUUUGUAUGAUUUGCCAUUUCAACAAAAAGAAGUUUGUCCUGAUGUUGAAGGCGUGCCUUUUUGUAUAAUUAUGUAUACUCCAAAACAAAUUCUCCUUAAUUUAUAGAUUCCCUGCAUCAUUGUAAUAUUUGUUUUGUGCAUACUCAAUCUGUCCAAUCUGUUUUGUGCAUACUCAAUCUGCUUUUUUUACACUACCACCGAGUGCAUUAAGGACAGCUCUGGAACAGCAGUAUGCAAGCUGUUGAAUGCAGUUGUAGAGUUUUAGUGUUAGUAGCUUUGUAGAGGUCUUCAACAUGUUUUGUGGCUUAGUAUUGAGAAAUCAUACUUCCUCACGAGAUACCUCAAAGAAUUUGAACCUAAAUCAACUAAAUCGGCAGACAUUCAAGAUGGCAAGUUUGACUGGAGCAUAUAUGCUGCUGUCAUUUACUUUUGUUAAAGCAUUCAGAAUGUGAUUCUCUGUCAUAUCAGGAAAUGUGACGGAUAAUAGCAUUAGUGUUUAUAACUGUUGUGAAAAUGUUCAAAUGUCCUUGCAUGCCACAUGUGAAAGAUUGAUUACACGGUAUGCAGCACUAUAAGCUAACAGGGAUUUGAAUAUGAAAUUCUUGACCGAUGAUAUCCAAUAUGAAAACUGUGUUGUAUUGAUCAUUGAUGGAGGAAAUUAUAUUUUGUUAUAUUCAUUCAUGUGUCUUAACAUUUGGGUUGCCAAAUUCUGAUUUGUUUUUGUUUUGUUUGUUUGGAUAUGUUGUUUUUUUUUGUGUUUGAUUUUUGUUUGAUUUUUGUUUGAGUUUGUGUUUUAAAACCCUCAGUCAAUUGUGUGUUCAGGGAGGUAUUCCAAAAAGAUUUAGUGACAAACCUGUGUAAGUUAACUCAGAGUCAGUGGUAAACCUCCUAAUAGAAGAGCCCUAUGGCUUUGUUUUGCUAGGAGAAUUAAGCCCUAGAGAAGCCAUUUUAGGAGGUUUACCACUUCAAGUUAACUCACCCAGGUGGAGUACCCCCAGGUAUUUGCACUGUUUUAGGUGUAAUCCAAUGCCAAAGUACUGCUUACCAUUGUUUUCUUUAUAGAAUGUUGUGGACUCACCUAUGUUCUAAUCAUGUGUAGUUUGACUACUUGUUUCAAUUAAACACACUUGAAAGUU
Messenger RNA from Clupea harengus (Atlantic herring), 2556 nucleotides. RefSeq names its product CDK2 associated cullin domain 1 (gene cacul1). Gene Ontology annotation, molecular function: ubiquitin protein ligase binding; protein kinase binding. Lineage: Eukaryota; Metazoa; Chordata; Actinopteri; Clupeiformes; Clupeidae. The record is from RefSeq and is a predicted model, not a curated record. Gene Ontology annotation, biological process: G1/S transition of mitotic cell cycle; ubiquitin-dependent protein catabolic process; positive regulation of protein kinase activity.